Molecule: messenger RNA, 1917 nt
Organism: Linnemannia hyalina
Lineage: Eukaryota; Fungi; Mortierellomycota; Mortierellomycetes; Mortierellales; Mortierellaceae
Source: the annotation of a GenBank genome assembly
AUGGCGAGCAACACUGGUCAAUCCGACCUACUCUCAACCGUAGAACAAGGCCAAAGCCGCCCCUCCCUUGACGAGAACACUGGCCUCCUCUCUGGUCAACCGCGCCGACCUUCCCAGGCCAAUGGUCAACCUUCCAACAACAGCAGCAACAACAAGCGCCCAGCCUCUACAGCAAAGAGGUCGUUUCUUUCAGGCAAGGGCCGAAAAAAAAUCAUUGUCAGCCUGACGGCGAUCUCGGGGGGACUUCUUAUCAUCUUGGGCUUUGCGCUCUUCAAGAAGAUUGGAACAGAUCCUAACAUUGAGAAUAACACACCGACGUUGAUCAAGGCCAGGCACGGUGCUGUUGCGACAGAGGAGAUUCAUUGCUCCGAGAUUGGUGUUCAAGUCUUGAAGGAUGGCGGAAAUGCAGUCGAUGCAGCAGUGGCUUCGUGUCUCUGCGUCGGAACAGUCAACAUGUUCUCGGCCGGUAUUGGCGGCGGAGGAUUCAUGACCGUUCGAUUGCCCAACGGAACCGUGGAAGUAAUCGAUUUUAGAGAGACCGCCCCAGCAGGAGCAAGCCCUAAUAUGUACAAGAAUAAUCCGAUCCUUGCCCAGAAGGGUGGUCUCUCUGUCGCGGUCCCCGGCGAGAUCCGUGGAUUGGAGUUGGCGCACAGCCGUUACGGAAAGUUGCCCUGGGAGAGACUGUUUGCACCCUCAGUCAAGAUGGCGAGGGAUGGGUGGGCAGUUGGUCCAGAGUUGGCCAAGCGAUUGAGAGCCUACAAGACCAUGAUGGAGACUGAGCCUGAUUGGUCUGCUGUCUUUGCACCUAACGGGACUGUCCUGAAGGAGGGCCAGUGGAUCAAGCGCGAGGCGUUGGCGAACACACUGGAGACCAUCGGCAAGGAGGGCGCGGAGGCCUUCUACACUGGACCUAUUGCGCAGAGCAUGGUCGAUCACAUUAAAAAGAACGGAGGCAUCCUAGACAUGGACGACAUGAAGGCGUACAAACCGUUGAUCAAAGAACCCAUGGUCGGCUAUUACCAGGGACGCAAGGUCUACACCACCCCCGCACCUACCAGCGGACCCAUCUUGAUCAGUCUUCUCAACAUCCUGGAGCGCUAUGACCUGGGUCGCAUCAAGCAAAAUGCCAACAUUGAAGUCCACCGCCUUGUCGAAGCCAUGAAGUUCGGAUAUGCACAGAGAACGGAACUGGGAGACCCAGACUUUACGGAUUUGGAGAACAAGAUCCAGAGUAUCAUAUCAAAGGACACUGCAGGACUGAUCCGCGCCAAUAUCUCGGAUGCACAAACCUUCCCAGUCGACUAUUACAACCCACGCUGGGGUCCCAUCGACAACCACGGCACCACCCACAUGUCGACUGUUGACCAGAAAAACAUGGCUGUUGCAUUGACGUCGACUGUCAAUCUGGUGUUUGGAUCCAAGUUGCUGGACCCCAAGACCGGUAUUGUACUCAAUGACGAGAUGGAUGAUUUCUCGAUCCCCGGUACUCCAAACGCCUUUGGAUUGCAGCCCUCGCCUUUUAAUUAUCCCGAGCCUGGAAAGCGCCCCCUGUCAUCGUGCGUGCCUACUGUUAUUGAGAGGGAUGGACAGUUUGAGUUGGCUCUUGGUGGUAGUGGAGGAUCUAGGAUCCUUACCUCUGUCCUCCAGGUGAUUCUGAAUGUCUACAACCACGACUACAACUUGAUGGAGGCAGUGGAGGCUCCUCGCGUGCACCACCAAUUGAUGCCGAAUGUAGUCGAUAUCGAAUCUGGCUACUCUGCAUCGGACGUCAAGUUCUUGAGCACCCGUGGCCAUAAUGUCACGGUGUCGGAUAUCCUGCUGGCCAAGUCUGAAGUCCAGGCUGUCCUGCGCGAGACCGAUGGCACUGUGUUCGCCGCCAGUGAUUCCAAGAAGCAUGGCGUUGCCGCCGGUUACUAG